AAUCUCAAGGCACCAGUGAGACGAUUGGUCACUCUGAGGGUAGCUUAUCAAAACCCUAGACUAGAUCCUCGCUCUUUCUCUUUCGAUCAGACCAAUCUGAAUCCUGAGUUACCCACAAUUGUGGAGCUAACAAGUGAUUAUUCUCAACUACAAAACCGAUUUUCUUUCAUCAGCGUUAUCGUGUAGAUAUGGAUGAUAGAUGGUUCAAUGGUCGGCCAGAACUGCGCAUGAGAGAUAAACGCCAGCAAGAAAUGGAACAGGCAGACGAGGCUUCUGUUCUAGAGGAUCUCGCUGAAGAUUUUCGCCUUCCUAUUAAUCAUAGACCAACAGAAAACGUAGACCUGGAAAAUGUCGAGCAAGCAUCUUUAGAAACACAGUUGCCAUCCUCUAAUAUUGGAUUCAGGCUUCUUCAGAAGAUGGGUUGGAAAGGGAAGGGUCUUGGGAAAAAUGAGCAAGGAAUUACUGAGCCAAUAAAAUCGGGGAUGCGAGACCCAAAGUUGGGGAUUGGAAAACAAGAGGAAGAUGAUUAUUUUACAGCAGAAGAAAAUAUUCAAAGACGAAAGCUUGAUAUUGAGCGUGAGGAGACUGAGGAACUUGCUAAAAAGCGGGAGGUUUUAGCAGAACGCGAGCACAAAAUUGAAACGGAGGUGAAGGAAAUACGCAAGGUUUUCUUUUGUGAGCUAUGCAACAAGCAAUAUAAAUUAGCAAUGGAGUUUGAAGCCCACUUAAGUUCAUAUGAUCAUAACCACAGAAAGCGCUUCAAGGAAAUGAGAGAAAUGCAUGGAAGUAGCCGUGACGAUAGGCAGAAAAGGGAACAGCAACGUCAAGAGAGGGAGAUGGCAAAAUUCGCCCAAAUGGCUGCCAAUAAGAAGCAGGAAGAAUUGCAAACCCCGGAGGAAGCAGGAAACAUUCCAGCCCCCUCCAUGGUUAGAACUGCAACUGCUCUCGCCGAUCAAGAUCAGAGGAAGACUUUGAAGUUCGGAUUUUCUGCCAAAGGAGGCUCAUCAAAGACGACGACCUUGGUUAACAAAGCUGCAAAGAAGCCAAAAGUAACUGUUGUAUCCGUCUUCAGCAAUGAGAGUGACGAGGAGUGACAGUGCAUCUACACAAGAUUGGUGUUAGUGAGAAGACCAAAGUAUGAAAGAUAUUGAACCUGAACGAAUUUUUCUGCUGUUGUGUGAGGCACUGGCUUUGUAUAAUGUCGACUUGUACAUUGUAAUCCUUUUGAGCAUUUAUUUGGUGACUAUGAGAGGGAGAUAUUUGUCCCCCUGAGCGGACAUGAUAGAUAGUUAGAAUACCAUGUACUUUAUUUUGUUUUAUUUUUAACAUGUUAGACGAGAGAUUAUGAGCCAAAAAUUAUGUUUUACAUCGAAUUUCUGAUUCUGCUUUUGGC
Nicotiana tabacum (common tobacco) is the source of this 1393-nucleotide messenger RNA. RefSeq lists its product as uncharacterized. The record is from RefSeq and is a predicted model, not a curated record. Gene Ontology annotation, molecular function: nucleic acid binding. Lineage: Eukaryota; Viridiplantae; Streptophyta; Magnoliopsida; Solanales; Solanaceae.